AUGAAAAUUGAAAAGGUUAAUGCAAUCGUAGGCAUACUUCUUUCUGUAUUAUUGGUCCUACAGAUUCCAGUGUUGUCAUCAUCACCACCGGUGGCAUCAUCGCUUCACCAGCCAAUUCUUCCGUCUGCAACAAUCUCGGAGUCUUUUCCGCUUGCAGACACUGUGUCUCCAUUCACAGGUUCCACUCUUCCUAGGACACCGCCAAACCUGCAGGCAACAACAAGGCCAAUCUCAACUAUUGUAAUGCCGCAUGCAUAUUCGGUGCAAGGUUUUCAGGCUCCAGCUUCAUCCUUUGGCCGAUGGGUCGAGCAUAGCUCUCAACAGCAUGAAUCAUCUGUUCAUCAUGAUUGCAAUCUGAGUAGAGUACAGAUGCUCAAUCCCCUUCCAUUUUUGGGCACGGAAUCUCAAAAAAAUUUUCCAGCCGACCUGUCUAGGAGUGCAUUAGCCACGAAAGCCUCUUAUUACCUAGAUCCUGAUAAGCUAUCUUCGCGCCAAGCACUCCCGGAAGGAUCGUGCCCGGUCAGACGCACAGGAUAUCCCCAAACGAUAGAUCCACAAAUACCCUCAGCUAUGCAACAACAUUCAUCCUUUAACAGACAGCAAAUUCAACAGCAUCAACUGCAACAACAGCCACAUAAGCAAAGAAUGACCACUAAUAAUCUAUCUCCUCGAGUUGCCUUGCAGCAACCUCAACAACAGUAUCAAAAUCAAUCAAUACAACCACAGAGGUCUCAUGUAGAGAAGCAGCAGUCACCAAAAAAUCAACAGUUUCAACAACCCUGGCAACACCAAGAGCGUUCUCAACAAUAUAAUCAGCAGCAAAAACACAUUAAUCAGCCUGCCUUCCUGCAGUCUUCUGAGGGGACAAUGACAGCCGAGCAGAUAGAGAAGCGAUACGAUGCGCUGCAACUCCAGAAGACACACUUGGAAACCCUUAUAUCUAAACUACCAGUGCGUACUGAUGAAACUGCCAGUCCAAAAACACAGGGACAAGAGGAGGUGAGAAAAAUGUAA
Molecule: messenger RNA, 1014 nt
Organism: Protopolystoma xenopodis
Lineage: Eukaryota; Metazoa; Platyhelminthes; Monogenea; Polystomatidea; Polystomatidae
Source: the annotation of a GenBank genome assembly